UCCCUCGUCUCUUCCACUGGACUUGCGCGAGCACGGCUUCUGGCACGUUCCAACUGCAGCAACCUCUCAACUACCGGGAUGGGGCCCGUGUCCAGCCUUGUGAUGGGAAACACAGCGAGGACUUGUAUGAGCCGGCCACUGGCCGCGUUAUUGGCAAGUGCCUCUUCUCUGGAGAGAAGGAGGUGGAUCUGGCUGUUCAGAAUGCACAAGCUGCAUUUAAAAUAUGGAGCCAGAAAUCAGGCAUGGAACGGAGCAGCACGCUCUUGAAGGCUGCCAGGAUCAUCCAGGAGCAGAGGGAAGAAAUUGCUACCAUGGAAACAAUCAAUAAUGGGAAGCCCAUCUUUGAAGCCCGGAUGGAUGUUGACACCUCUUGGCAGUGUCUGCAGUAUUAUGCUGGCUUAGCUGGCUCUAUCGCAGGUCAGCACACCCAGCUGCCCGGAGGGUCCUUCGCUUACACCAGAAGAGAACCGCUGGGCGUGUGUGUGGGGAUCGGUGCCUGGAACUACCCUUUCCAGAUCGCCUGUUGGAAAUCAGCCCCCGCCUUGGCUUGUGGGAACGCCAUGGUCUUCAAGCCGUCUCCGUGCACCCCCAUCUCUGCCGUGAUGCUGUCCGAGAUCUACAGCCAGGCGGGCGUCCCCAGAGGGCUCUUCAGCGUGGUGCAGGGGGGGGCUGCCACUGGCCAGUUCCUGUGCCAGCACCCCAGUGUGGCCAAGGUCUCUUUCACUGGCAGCGUCUCCACAGGCAUCAAGAUUAUGGAGAUGGCAUCCCAUGGGGUCAAGCCCGUGACUCUGGAGUUAGGGGGCAAGUCACCCCUCCUCGUCUUCUCUGACUGUGUCCUGGAGAAUGCGGUGAAAGGAGCCCUCAUGGCCAAUUUCCUCAGCCAAGGCGAGGUUUGCUCCAAUGGAACACGGGUGUUCGUACAACGGGACAUCCUGCAUGCCUUUACCAAGGAAGUGGUGACACAGACCCAAAAAAUAAAAAUUGGAGAUCCUCUGCUGAAUGACACCAGGAUGGGGGCGCUUAUUAACCACCCCCACCUGAAGAGGGUGCUGAGUUUUGUUGCACAAGCCAAGGAGCAGGGUGCGGAGGUGCUAUGCGGAGGAGAAGCGUAUGUACCAGAUGACCCCAAGCUGAGCAGUGGCUUCUACAUGUCUCCCUGUGUGUUAGGAAACUGUGAAGACAGCAUGACCUGCGUGAAGGAGGAGAUCUUUGGGCCUGUGAUGUCAAUCCUACCCUUCGAUACGGAGGAGGAGGCCCUGGGAAGAGCCAACAGCACCUGUUUCGGCCUGGCAGGGGGCGUCUUCACCAGGGAUCUCCAGCGGGCUCACCGGGUGGUGGCUGGUCUCCAGGCGGGGACGUGCUUCAUCAACAAUUACAACGUCACUCCUGUCGAGCUGCCCUUUGGAGGAUACAAGAUGUCAGGGUUUGGCCGAGAGAAUGGCCGAGCAGCGAUUGCUUAUUAUUCUCAGCUGAAGACUGUCUACGUGGAGAUGGGCAAUGUGGAAUCGGUGUUUUAGGGUCCUGGGCCCAGCCAGCUGUCUGC
Heteronotia binoei (common prickly gecko) is the source of this 1543-nucleotide messenger RNA. RefSeq names its product 4-trimethylaminobutyraldehyde dehydrogenase-like. The transcript is spliced from 11 exons. Lineage: Eukaryota; Metazoa; Chordata; Lepidosauria; Squamata; Gekkonidae. The record is from RefSeq and is a predicted model, not a curated record. Gene Ontology annotation, molecular function: 4-trimethylammoniobutyraldehyde dehydrogenase (NAD+) activity; aminobutyraldehyde dehydrogenase (NAD+) activity. Bases 243 to 1517 code for a protein of 424 amino acids.